Molecule: messenger RNA, 1998 nt
Organism: Paramuricea clavata
Lineage: Eukaryota; Metazoa; Cnidaria; Anthozoa; Malacalcyonacea; Plexauridae
Source: the annotation of a GenBank genome assembly
AUGACUAGUACUGACAUAAGCCGAGCCAAAGGUAGAUACGCGGGUCUUAAAACGUAUUUAAAAUCGGUUUUGAGUGAUUUAAAUGAUUAUGUUUCCUCCGAGAGUUAUUGCGAGAAAGACAAGCUUUUGGGAUUGAAAAAUAGUGUUGUCGCCAUUGUUGGACAAUUAGGCAUUGUUCACAAUGAAAUUCUUAAUUUGAUUGAGCCUAAGGAAAUUGAACCGGAAGUUGUAGACCAUAUGAAAAGCCUACAGCCUGUUCAUAGGAUUCUAGCAACAGUAGAUUUGAAACUGGAAAAACUAACGCAAAGUCAAAGUCCUAUGACUAUGAGUAAUAUGAGCAGUUUUACUAAUAGUGUAGUUCAAAGCACAAGCCAGUCUGUUCAAUGUAGAUUGCCUAAGAUGCAAAUGCCAGAAUUUGAUGGGGAUCCACUAACAUGGCAAGGGUUCUGGGAUCGAUAUCAAGUUUCAAUCCAUAGUAAUGCUAACAUUAGCGAAAUAGAUAAAUUCAAUUAUCUUAAAGGAUGUCUAAGGGGAGAAGCUCUAGCUGCAAUAUCCGGUUUGAUGUUAAGUUCAGAUAAUUACAAAGAGGCUAUUCAGCUAUUAAAGAAUAGAUUUGGAAAUGAACAGCUAUUAAUAUCUAGCCAUAUGGAGUCAUUACUUAAAAUUAGUAAGAUUAGAUCUCGGGAAAGUACUAGAGAGCUUAGAAUGUUAUACAAUCAUGUUGAAAAUUGCAUUAGGAAUUUGAAAUCCUUAAAAUUGGACACUACUGGGUAUGGUUCCCUAUUAAUCCCUAUUCUAAAGGACAGGUUACCAGAUGAAGUUACCAUGAUAAUCUCUAGGAAGUUUGGGAAAAAUAUUUGGACUUUAGAUGGGGUAAUGGAAUAUUUUAACGAUGAACUAAGUGCACAAGAAAAUUGUUCUUCACCACCUAAUGAGCCUGAUAAGCAUAGGAAAGCAGGAUACUAUACCACAAGCGGCUUAUUUAGUCAAGCAAGUAAAGGUUCAUGUGCAUAUUGUAAUAAGGAAGGGCAUUUCCACUCUAAAUGCACUAUUGUCUCUAGUCCAGAGUCACGUAAGGUUAUUCUUCGUAGAAAUAACAGGUGUUUUAUUUGUCUUGACAAGGGUCACAUAGCUGGAAAUUGUACAUCUUCCUAUGUUUGCCGGAGAUGUAAGGGUGGUAAACACCAUAUCUCUAUUUGCACUUUUGCUUCACAUAGACCUCCCGCAGAUGCCCAAGAUAAUACUGAUAAGGAAAAUAAAAGAGAGGACUUUGUAGGCCACACUGGUUGUGAUAAGAAUGGGAUAUUAUUGCAAACAGCCAGAGUAGAUAUACGCCCCAUGGACGAGUCUGAGCAAGUUAGUACUAGAAUACUAUUCGACAGUGGUAGUCAGCGGACAUAUAUAUCGGAAAAGGUUCGAAAUAGACUUAGGUUGAAGGCAUUAAGAUCAGAGAAAGUGAUAAUUAAGACUUUUGGUCAGAGUGAGGCAAGUGAGGUUCAAAGAUUGGAUGUAGUUCAAUUGAAGAUUAAGAGUAAAUGUGAUAAUGUGUUUAUGUGUAUUGAAGCAUUAUGUGUUCCCACUAUAUGUAGCCCACUAACAAAUCAAAAUCUGUCUAGUGUACAAGGAUUGUCUGAGUUCAGAGGGUUGCAAUUUGCAGACUUUGAACAUCAAGAUUCCACAAAUUUACCAGUAGGCAUCUUAAUUGGUAUUGAUUACUAUCAUAUAUUCAUGACUGGUGAAGUAAUUAGAAGUAAGGACGGUCCUGUAGCUAGUAGUACGAAAGUAGGCUGGGUAAUGAGUGGUCGUUUAGGUUCAGCUUCGUCUGAUAUACACUGUUUAGAGACAUAUUUGCUACGAACUACAGUGGAACAUGUAGAUGAGGGUAAUGAUUUACGACAAGAGUUACAAAAAUUUUGGGAUGUUGAGAAUGUAGGACCUUCCACGGAUUGCGUUACUAGUAAAUUUGAAGAAAAUAUAAUGCACAACGGUACUCGUUAG